Messenger RNA from Meloidogyne enterolobii, 681 nucleotides. The record is from the annotation of a GenBank genome assembly. NCBI's taxonomy places the organism in Eukaryota, Metazoa, Nematoda, Chromadorea, Rhabditida, Meloidogynidae.
AUGUUGCCAUUAUAUCAUAUUUACGGGUUUAUUCUUGGUUUAAAUUGUUUAUUUACUGGUUCUACUGGUAUUAUGAUGAAAAAAUUUGAUUUGGAUUUGUAUUGCAGAACUAUUCAAGAAUACAAACUCAAAUAUGCAACAUUAGUUCCUCCAAUACUUGUAUUAUUAGCAAAAAGUCCAAAAUUAAUUUCACGUUAUGAUUUGUCUUCACUUCGUUUUAUAAUGACUGGAGCUGCCCCAGUAGCUGAUGAAAUCUGCACAGAAAUUAAAAAAUUAAUUCCCUCUGUUGCACAAAUAGCCCAAGGUUAUGGAAUGACAGAACAGUCAAUGUGCUCGCAUUUACCCGUUUUUGGAAUGGAUAACCAAAAAGCUGCUGGGAGAUUAAAUCCAAAUUUUGAAAUGAAAAUUGUUGAUAUUGAAAAGGAAAUUACUUUAAAGCUUGGGCAAGUUGGGGAGAUUUGUACUAGAAGUCCAACUAAUAUGCUUGGAUACCUAAACAGACCGGAUGCAACAGCAGAAACUAUUGAUGAAGAUGGGUGGCUAAAAACUGGUGAUAUCGGUUACCACGACGAACAGGGGUGGACUUAUGUUGUUGAUAGACGUAAAGAACUGAUUAAAGUUAAGGGCCUUCAGGUAGAUUCGAUUUGUAUAAAUUUCCUAAAACUUGAGCAACUAAGUUAA